Molecule: messenger RNA, 2003 nt
Organism: Pocillopora damicornis (cauliflower coral)
Lineage: Eukaryota; Metazoa; Cnidaria; Anthozoa; Scleractinia; Pocilloporidae
Product: protein wntless homolog
Biological process (GO): Wnt protein secretion; Wnt signaling pathway; intracellular protein transport
Cellular component (GO): endomembrane system; organelle membrane
Molecular function (GO): Wnt-protein binding
Source: RefSeq, a predicted model, not a curated record
ACUCAUUUGAAAAAGUAUUGUUUUCCACUCGGCGCCUGAGGUGCGAAAAUAAUAAAAAAGUCAGUUCUGUCUCGCAAUUGGUUGAUGCGUUAAUUAAUGAGGUAUUUUCGUGAUGAAUGGAUCAGGCGCGCUUUGUCUGGGAGCAUGAUUUAAUGCCAACAGCUUCGGCGAAGAAAACAUCAGAUCGAGUGUUCGUUGCUGAAAUUCGUAAGAAAUGGCUGUAAUUUUGGAGACAUUGAGGCUUCGACAUCUUUUAGCGUUUGCACUUCUCUUGGUGGGAAUUCUGGCGACCUUUUUCGCUGUAGGAGGAAAAAUCGCUCCGGCACCCACGAGUGCUGUUUCUCAUAUAGCAACUAUCUGUAUUGGAAAAAUUGGAAAUUUUGAUACAUUUUAUGAUCCAAGAAAUUGUGACAGGCUCAAUAACAUUAAAGAAGCUGAGACAGAUCCACGAGGCAUCACGCCAGACCAGAUUGUGUUUGCCAUUAGAUUUCCCUUCCCUGGUCAAUCAAUGUCUCGCUGGUUCCAGUUUGUAGCAACAUCAAUCAGAUUGGAUAUUGAAUAUCGGCCAGAAUUUAAAUAUGAUGAUCGUCAAGGCAAAGCACCAACACUAACUUUUGAGGCCCAUCUGGGAUAUCUGUCAAACAGCUCUGGUGAAGGUCGAUGGGAACUCCUGGCAGAGGCAACGGAAAACAGGUCUCUUGUCUGCAACUUCACAAGAUCAAAGACUGGAGGUGAUGAUGGGUAUUAUGAUUGUGAAGAAAUCCCAUUCUUUGAGAUAGGAUCUGUCCACUAUGAUGAAUACUUAGUAAACAUAAAACUGCCAUAUGCUCGUCACUCAAAUGAGAGGAUUGGACUUGUCUCCGAGAUCAACUUUGUGGAAAUUCACCAAAAUGGAGGAUUUACUAAAGUCUGGUUCACAGUGAAGACUGUUGUGGGACCAAUUACAAUUCUUAUCCUCCUCUGGUUUGCAAAGCGACUGAAACAAUUGAGAAGAGACCCAGUUCUUCUUGAAAAGGCACUGUUUUGUUUAGGAGCUGUGACAGCAUUCAUGAACUUUCCUUUUGAGUGGUUUACUCUGUGGUUAAACAUGCCCUUCAUGUUAUUGUUCAGCGACAUUCGUCAGGGUUUGUUCUAUGGGAUGCUGAUGAGCUUUUGGAUCAUUUUCACUGGCGAGCAUUUAGUGGACCAGCCAGAGAGAAACAGACUAAAGACUUACUGGCGACAAAUUGGUGCAAUUGGAUUUGGUUGUGUGUCAUUGCUUGUGUUUGAUUUGUGUGAAAGAGGAUAUCAGCUGCAUAAUCCAUUUUACACGAUUUGGGCAACCAAACUAGGACGAAACAUGGCUUACGCCUUUAUUAUUUUUGCGGCUGUUUGUGCCUGCAUUUACUUCUUGUUCCUCUGUUAUAUGGUGUUCAAAGUGUUCUGGAACAUUCGAGGGAAAAGGGCUGCUAUUCCGACAUUGUCACGCGCUAGGCAGCUGCAGUAUCAGGGGUUGAUCUACCGUUUUGAGUUCCUGAUGGUUGUGACUGUCCUGUGCGCUGGUUUCACUGUGGUUUUCUUCAUAAUUAGCAACGUAAACGAGGCUCAGUGGAAAUUUGGAGAAGAGGAGUCCACUGUUGAGCUUUCAAGUGCGCUGUUCACUGGAAUUUAUGGGAUGUGGAAUACGUACGUAUUUGCAGUAGUCUUCCUGUAUGCGCCAUCACAUGGAACCCUGGCCACAGAUAAUGCAGAAGAUGAACAGGAGAGGUUAGAGUUAAGAAGCCGCACCGAGGUUCGAUUGACGGAAGGCGAGACAGCAGAAGAAUCUGUUAUCUACAAAUUCACAGGCAAAACUGCUCAAGAAUAACUGAACUGAAGGAAAAUGAAACGACAGAAACCUAAGCUUUUUCCGUCUUCCUGCAAGGACUCUAGCAUGGCUGCGCGACCAUUAACUCGAAUGACUCAGGCUAUUUUCAGAUCUGUUGUAUAGGAAAUAGUUGACGCAAGCUCCAUAAUUGCUGUAU